AAUUUCAGUUUGGAAAUUGAUUAAAGAAUCUCCAUAGAAUUUAAUAUGGCAUCAAAGCAGUCAUCUCCCUCAACAGAGGAGCAGGCUUCCUCUGAAAUAGAUGAUCUUCAUCUAUCGCUGCAAGUGCAGCGAGAGUCUACGCAGAAGAAAACUUUUACUAGCUGGAUAAAUUCAAUAUUGGCAAAGCAUACACCUCCGUAUGUUAUCUCAGACCUGUAUACAGACAUACAGCAAGGACAUUUGCUUUUGGAUCUGUUGGAAGUGCUUUCAGGUCAACAUCUGCCACGGGAAAAAGGAUUUAAUACCUUCCAGUGUAGAAGUAACAUAGAAAAUGCUUUGACAUUUUUAAAGAGCAGAUCACUCAAACUCAUAAAUAUUCAUGUUGCUGACAUUAUUGAAGGAAAACCUUCCAUUGUGCUUGGCCUAAUUUGGACUAUUAUAUUUCAUUUUCAUAUUGAAGAGCUUGCCAGGACCCUUGCUUGUACAUACAAUCAGCCUUCACUUGAUUGUUCAAGUGUUGUUGACUCCUUUCCAAAAGCAAGCAGAUCAGCUAAUAAAAGUGGUAAAAUUAAGGAACGGUGGAAGAUCUCUGCUACAAAGGCUCUUUUGUUGUGGGCAAAAGAGCAGUGUUCACUACACGGCUCUGUCCAGGUGACUGACUUCAAGUCGAGCUGGCGAAGCGGAAUGCCUUUUCUGGCCAUCAUCCAAGCCCUGCGACCAGGUCUGGUUGAUUUGGAGAAGGCAAAAACUAGAAGCAAUAAAGAAAACCUGAAAGAGGCAUUCAGAAUUGCAGAACUGGAGCUGAAUAUUCCACGGCUUCUUGAACCUGAAGAUGUUGACAUCAUGAAUCCGGAUGAAAAAUCAAUCAUGACUUAUGUGGCUCAGUUUUUGCAAUACUCUAGGAAUUUGUGUGAGUCUGAAGAAGACAUGCAGGAAAAAGUAAGGGAGGCCCUGAGCUGGUUGGCUGCACAGGAGAAGAAGUUAGCAAAGUUGCUGAUUGACACAGAGAAUGAAACGUAUUACCAGAAAUACAAAGAAAUGAUGUCAUUUAUGGAAGCAUUUAACCAAGAAAAGAAACCCUUUCUGCCUGUGUUGUCAUCAAAAAUAAGAGACGCCGAGCUGAGCAAAGGCCAUCAGCAGAUGAGAGAAGAGUGGGACAAACUGAUCUCUCAGAUUAAUGACUGGAAAGCAAAGCUGGACCAGAUGCUGCCCUCCCCUCUGGACAUCAUUGAGGCUUGGCUUCAGGAGGUGGAACGUCUGCAGGCAGAAGAUUUGCCUGAUGUGCAGGACCCAUUUGAAGCAAUGUCUGUCUUCAGAGGAAUAAUUGUAACAUUUAAGGACUUGAUGGAUUGUUUUGAUUCACACUUGGACACCUUUCAAUCAUUUAAGAAUGAAGAUGAGAAGAAUAUGCCACUAGUCUUGCCUGAAAAAUUCAGCAAUAUUAAUGUCACGAAUUCCAGCACCUUUCUUGAAUACCACUAUGGACUGUGUUCAGCAAUUGCCAAACAGGUUAUGUUAAAGUUAAACAUCUGGGACAUGAAAUAUGGGACAAAAGAGUCUGUGGAAUCACUGCUGGGAAAUUGGAAUAAUUUCAUUGAAGAAAAGAGACUUGAAAUGCAACUAGAAACUGCUGUUCACAUCUGUGAAGUUUUGAAAAACAAAACCAUAAGCAAUCGUGGCUUAGCUGAAGAUCCUCAAGAAAUUAGCAAACUUUUUAAGACAGUGGAGUUGAAGAUUUCUAUGUGCAGAGACUAUAUUUCCAAUGUAAAUAGUACCCUACAGAAAGUCCUGUCUUCCUGGAGAAAUUAUGCAGAAAACAUCCAUUUACUAAAGACAUGGCUGGAAGAAAAACGAAAUGAGCAUCAAAAAGAGAUCCCUGCUGAGAUCCUGGCAAAGUGGAAUUCUGUUCACGGCUCCUUAAAUGAAGCUGGAAACUAUCUAAUUGAAGUCAGCAAAGAGCAAGUUGGAUCAAAUAUUGCCAAAGAGCUGAAGAAACUCAACAGGAGAUGGGCUAAGUUCAUCAAGAGGACACGCUUUCUUGGUGAAGAGAGCACAGAUGCUGCUGAAAAGGCGAGGGAGCUUCCAGGGAGCCUGGAGAAAAUUGAAGAGGUCCUUGGAGGGGUGGAGAGCUGGGCAGCAGAGACUGGAUGCCUGCUUAGUGAGAUCGGUCAUGAUGGUGCUGUGGAACCUGAGAUGGAGGAGCAUUUGCAGAGCUUGGCUGCAAGGGGAACCUCAUGCCAGGAACAAGUAGUGGCAGCAGAAGAGAUAUUGCAAUCUCUGAUGAAAAAUGUUUCAAGUGAGUUGUCCCAACAGCAUUCUCACACCAUGGGGCUGCAGGCACGAAUUAAAGAAGCCAGAGACAGAAUAGAGGCUGUCUUGGGUGACGUGAACAACAUCUUGUCCAAAUCUGAGAAGACACUCUCAGAGAAGGAGGCUUUACUCAAUUUUGAAGAAUCCCAGAAAGAACUUGAGGCCUCCAUUUCAAAGGCUGUGCAACUUAUCAGUCAAAAAUUAAGCCCUGAAGAAUUUAUUUCAAAAUAUGAGCAAACUUUUCAUGCUCUGGACAAUAAAGUUCUUGACAAAUUUUUGAAAGCAGCUGAACAACUGAAAAAUAUUUCAUCUGAUCACGAAAAGCUGGUAGUGGAAGAAAAGAGUAAAGAUGUUCGUAAAAGAUGGGAGGCUGUUCGUCGUGAAAUUAUGUCCUAUGUCCAACUCAUA
Molecule: messenger RNA, 2718 nt
Organism: Merops nubicus (carmine bee-eater)
Lineage: Eukaryota; Metazoa; Chordata; Aves; Coraciiformes; Meropidae
Product: nesprin-2-like
Exons: 21
Biological process (GO): signal transduction
Molecular function (GO): protein binding
Source: RefSeq, a predicted model, not a curated record